Messenger RNA from Hypomesus transpacificus, 1290 nucleotides. It is a transcript of the gene ttc9c, whose product is annotated as tetratricopeptide repeat domain 9C. The transcript has 4 exons. Gene Ontology annotation, molecular function: protein binding. Bases 121 to 822 code for a protein of 233 amino acids. Lineage: Eukaryota; Metazoa; Chordata; Actinopteri; Osmeriformes; Osmeridae. The record is from RefSeq and is a predicted model, not a curated record.
UACAGUAGCGUGUAAGACGCUUACCAUAGAAUAAGAAGGAAGUGCUGCAACUAAUGAGGGGUUGCAUAUUGGUCGAUUGUCCGGUUGAACUAAUUGUCUGUGUUUUAAAUUGACACAUCAAUGGAUUGUAAGCCAUUGAGCUCUAAGGCCAGUGUGGAAGAGCCAGGACAGGACCGCUCAGAGCUCGAGACCAGGGCAGCAUCCGCCAGCUGGUCGGGGUCAUUCAAAUCGGGUCCGCCUGGUGCCACAGUUGACUCCCAGCUCAAAGAGGCAGUGCGCUUAAAAACUGAAGGGAACACUUUCUACCGGGAAAAGAACUUUAGAUCUGCUAUAGGGCGAUAUCACCGCUCCCUACUUGUACUGCGGAGUUUAGAUGCAAAUGUGAUGGCGGCGGUUAAAGGAUUUGGUCCCGAAGCGCCAGUACUUACUGCAGAGCAAGAGGAAAUACUGAGGAGCACCCAGGUUGACUGCUACAACAACCUAGCAGCCUGCCUGCUACAGAGACAGCGUGUGAACUACGCCCGCGUGCAGGAGUACAGUUUGCGUGUGCUGCAGUGGCGUCCUGCUGACAUCAAAGCCUUGUACAGAGCGGGAGUUGCCACUCUCGAGCUGGGAGACGCACAGACCGCCCGCCUGUACCUCACUCAGGCCAGCAGAGGUCAGCCUAACGAUGCAAAUGUGAAGAAGCACCUGCAGCGAGCAGAGGAGAGGCUGAGUAGCGAGUACCAGAAGGAGAAGGCCCUGUACCAAGGCAUGUUCACCAGCCAGGGGGGCCAGAGGAAUGGCUCUGGGGAAAGCACAGGCCAGGUCACCCCUAAGUAACUCUGACCUCAAAAAGGAGCCACACACACCUGAGGUGUGCACUUUCCCUGCUCCCCGAUAGAGGAUCAUAGGCACAGCGUUGGUGUGAGCUUGGAUCUGAAACCAAUCAAAAGCCUUGAAAUCUAUGUCGAGGAGUGGAUAGGUUUCACACAUGUAGAUGAGACUAGGGGGUGCUGGAAAAGGAAGAUGAAGACAGGAAAGGAGUCAUGCAGAAUUAAUGCGUUGCCUGGCAACAGGAGAGGGAUAUUUUGGGAUUGAACAGAGAGGUCAAAAGUUUAAUGAUACAAAAUUAAAUUUUCUGAAUCUGAACACUGUUGGAAAGUUCUGUUAUGCCUUUCACAUUGUGAUUGUGUUUGAUUUCACAAUCAAUUGUGCUUGUGUUUUUGUGUACGUGUUUUCAUUCAGUUAUAUAAAUAUUUUUGCAAGUACAAAAAUGUCCAAAGAUUAAAUAAAUAUUCAGAGGCCACA